AUGCGGCCGUUGAAAGAAGCGGAGUAUAACGAGCUUGUUAACAAAUUAUUGAAAUACAUUAAGGAUGUAAAUGUUUUACUGGAACGUGGUUCAGAAAAAUACAAUUUUUACUAUCAUAGAGAGCGCGUCUUUUACUGCAGAGAGGAUUUAGCGAAACGCGCUGCAAAUGUCACUAGGAAAAAUCUCUUAAGCUUUGGCACCUGUUUCGGGAAGUUUACUAAAACUAGGAAAUUCCGCUUGCAUAUUACAGCUCUUCCAUAUAUUUCACCUUAUGCGAAACAUCGUAUUUGGCUGAAGCCAAAUGCCGAGCAAUCAUUCCUUUAUGGUAAUCAUAUUAUUAAGUCAGGAUCGGCUCGAAUUUCCGACGAUACUCCUCAAUACGCUGGUGUCGUUGUAAUGAAUAUGGCUGAUAUUCCUUUGGGCUUUGGCGUUGCAGCAAAGUCUACAACACAGAUAAAGAAUACAGAUCCAAUGACUAUUGUUGGAUUUCAUCAAGCCGAUAUUGGUGAGUAUAUCCGAAGCGAAGAUACCAUCGUCUAA
Molecule: messenger RNA, 540 nt
Organism: Rodentolepis nana
Lineage: Eukaryota; Metazoa; Platyhelminthes; Cestoda; Cyclophyllidea; Hymenolepididae
Source: the annotation of a GenBank genome assembly